Molecule: messenger RNA, 2359 nt
Organism: Chelonoidis abingdonii (Abingdon island giant tortoise)
Lineage: Eukaryota; Metazoa; Chordata; Testudines; Testudinidae
Product: atrial natriuretic peptide receptor 1-like
Biological process (GO): cGMP biosynthetic process; protein phosphorylation; receptor guanylyl cyclase signaling pathway
Cellular component (GO): plasma membrane
Molecular function (GO): guanylate cyclase activity; peptide receptor activity; protein kinase activity
Source: RefSeq, a predicted model, not a curated record
GACCAUGGGAGCUGCCAAAACACUUGUCCCUGGGCUCCAAAACCUCCUCAGUUUACUGGUGAUAUUAGUGGACGGGUGGCACGACCUGGAUAACAGUGACUAUGAUUGCUGGCCCCUGGAAAAACCAGAUGAGUAUAACAUGCUGGACUGUGGAGGUCUUCAGAUGGCCUGGGUCCAGAGACCUCCAGAAAAGGCUGUGAGUGGGGAGUUCUUCAAUGUAACAUAUGCAGUCUUUGCUUCAGAUCACUUUUACCACUAUGCUGUGCAAAAGGGACUCCUUUCUCACAGCAAUGCUGCAGCAGCCAAGAAGUUCUGUGAAGAACAAGAGUGCCCUUCCAACUGGAAAGAUGCAAACGAAGAGAACUGCUGCAUCCAUCACGCCAACAUCCACUCGUGCCCUUUGGCCUUCAUGGGGAAAGGUGGAAUAUGUGGCCCGUGGAUUCCAGAUGAUGGCCAGAUAUUUACUCACACCUUAUCUACAGCUGGAAAAAUGAGUCAGACAAACUGGACUGCCAAGGUCGUUUUGGUUCAUGUGGGGGUGACCUCUCUCAUCGCACACAUCAGGGUUGGGAAAAUGCAAGUUGCUCUGGAAGCCAAAACCACUGUUCUACCUGCAGUAGUCUGCGGAGAUGGUGUUUGUGAAGAAGAUGAAAGCUGUUCCACAUGUCCAGCUGACUGUGGGGAAUGCCCACUCACAGCUGAUGCCAGGAUAGCAAUUGCUUUACCAAUAUGUUUAGUCUGUGCUGGCUUCAUUCUGACAAUAGUGUGGUUUCAAUAUCAGAAGCAAAAGAUGUUCUGGGAUGAAAGCUGGAUUAUAGACUUCUCUCGCAUCAAACAAGAUCGCAUGCUACGGACGGCAAUGGGCAGCAUCAUUAGUGCAGCCCAUGCACCCAGCGACUCCAACGCCAGCUGUAUCACUGCCCUGAGUUCUUGCACAGCAGCUGUCAACACAUCCAGGAAACAGCACUUCACCCAGACAGGGAUAUAUGAUGGCAGAACAGUCGCCAUCAAGAAAAUAAGGAAGAAGACAUUCACUUUGUCCAAAUCCAUACGCAAGGAAGUAAAGCAAGUGAGAGAACUUGAUCAUCCCAAUCUCUGCAAAUUCAUCGGCGGUUGUACAGAGGUACCAAAUGUUGCCAUUGUGACAGAAUACUGUCCAAAAGGUAGCCUGAAUGAUGUGCUGCUCAAUGAAGACAUUCCUCUCAACUGGGGCUUCAGGUUUUCCUUUGCUGGAGACAUUGCCCAAGGAAUGGCUUAUCUUCACCAGCAUAAAAUCUAUCAUGGAUGCUUAAAGUCUAAUAACUGUGUGAUAGAUGACCGUUGGAUCUGUAAAAUUUCAGACUAUGGAUUACAGUCCUACAGAAAAGAGGAUCAUUGUGAGGGUGCUAGUACAUAUCAGCAGCGUUUGAUGCAGAUUUACUUGGCUCCUGAGGCCCAUUCAUCGUCAGACUUUGUCCUCACGUCCAUGGCAGAUGUGUACAGUUAUUCCAUCAUUUUAUUAGAGAUCGCAACAAGAAGUGACCCUGUGCAGGUAAGAGCUGAAGAGCUGUUUGUGAAAGUUCUCAUAAUUUUGAUCCUUCUGCCAUUGAAGUUAUUCUCAAAACUCCAGUUGACUUCAGUGGGAGCAGGAUUUGGUUCACAGUACUGUGUUCACAACGGAUUGAUUCUCAUUCAGCGGAAUAUCCUCAAUGCUACCUCUGACGAAUUAAUUCAGGAAAGUCCUGAGAAUCCUGCCCAUGCCCUAGCAGACUAUGUGGAGAUGGAGAAAUACAGCAAACACUUGGAAGUAGUAGUUGCAGAACGAACCCAGGACUUAAUGCAUGAAAAGCAGAAGACUGAUCAUUUAUUAUAUAACAUGGUAGUGUCGGGGGUGCCCAAAGAGAAUGGUAUUCGUCAUGCCAGUGAAAUAGCAAGUAUGGCUCUCGACCUGGUGGCCGUGUGCAAGACAUUUAGGAUUCCGCACAAACCCAACACCCAGCUAAAGAUACGAGCAGGAAUCCACUCAGGGCCAGUUGUAGCUGGAGUUGUUGGAACCAAAAUGCCCCGGUACUGCUUGUUUGGAGACACUGUCAACACGGCUUCCAGGAUGGAGUCCACCAGUGAGGCCCUUAAAAUACAAUGCAGUUCAAAUACGUACCAGCUGUUGGAGCAGAUUGGAGAGUACAUAUUAGUGUGUCGUGGGAAUUUGCAAGUCAAGGGGAAAGGAGACAUGGUGACAUACUGGCUGGAAGGAAAACAGAAUAUUGCCAUCCAGAAGAGAGCACCCAUCACUACCACAACCUCUCAAGACCUUGAUGGAACUACUUUUAGUUUGAUUCCAGGAGUCUUGCCCAAUGAUCCUCUCUCCAGCCCAGCUUAA